Molecule: messenger RNA, 1311 nt
Organism: Leptidea sinapis
Lineage: Eukaryota; Metazoa; Arthropoda; Insecta; Lepidoptera; Pieridae
Exons: 6
Source: RefSeq, a predicted model, not a curated record
UUGCAUUACAGAAAGCAGGACAUAAUUUUGGCAUAUUUUCUCAUCGCCGCGGCAGAAUGUCUACAAGAAACCUCGGAUGAUAAAAACGUCACGUCGUUAUUUCCAGUAAACACAACUAAGAUUGAAAAAUCCGAAGAAGAAGUUAUCAAUAUAACUGAUGUGCCCUCAUCUCUUAAUGAAAACAAGACUAAUGAAAAUGAAAGUAAAGGCAAAACUGACAGUAAUGGAGAAGGUAAAAAUACCAAAUUUGAUACAGCAAUUUGGCACAUAGAUGCUAAACUAGUUGAACCAAAUAUUAAAGAUAAUAGUACAAAGCUUAAUAAGACAGAAAAUAAAGUAUUUAAGCCAAGCCAACAAUUAGGUACUUUUUACGGUGAAAAUGCAUUUAUUGUACCAAAACUCAAAGAUUCUGAUUCAUUCACACCGGUGAUCAAUAACCCAUCUGUGAACCAUAACAGUUCACCAAAUGACGUUAUCAAAACGAAAUUGAGGAUACCAUACUACCCGACACCUUAUAAAUAUGAAGAUGUUAAGUUGAGAGACAACAGCCACACACUGCUCGACUCAAAGCCAACAGCAGAGGUUCCCGUGAAGAUACCGGCCGGUGGGCUGUACAAAUAUCCUGAUCCAUUUAAAGAGAAACCUAGUUCUGACGGAGGACAUGAUGAUUUUGGAUUGGAAUUUGACAAUGAUUCAAUGAAAAAUUCUAUGAAAAAGCGUCAAAAUCCGUGGCACACGCUCCUCAACUUGGUGACAGCGCUGCUGCCGGUCGGCAUCAUCAUAUCGGCGCUGACUCCUGGACUCGUCACCCUUCAUACCACAGGCAACAAACAGCAGUAUGGCGACUACCACAGAUCUGUUUCGGAUGUGUCCGAUCUGCCCCCGGUGAGCGAACGAUGCAGGCGGAGAUUGCUGUGCGAGAUCCACUCCGAGAAGAACUAUGUGCGAGGUGCGAGGGCCACGCUGGCUAGAGCGUGCUACAAGAUCCGCUGCGAGGACCCAGACGCCAUGCAUCAGCUGCUGUCGUGGCUGCUCAAUCAUCAAGCUGGACAAUCAAAUAUGUAUAGCCCGUAUAGCACGUGACAGAAGAGACCAGUACCAUAACGAACUCUGUUAUAGACCCUUCACCAGAUUUGUUAGGCAGACUAAUUCCCACACAGAGAAUUCGUUAAGAGUUACUUGACAAUUGUUUGGUUUCACAAUUGAACUACCUCCAAAACGGAUGGACCAAUUUUGAUGAUUUUUUUGUGUGUUUCAGUAAUUAGUUUAAUAAAUUUGAAUUAAAAAUUCUACUUUUAGUGGGAUUUUCUA